Molecule: messenger RNA, 456 nt
Organism: Rhinopithecus roxellana (golden snub-nosed monkey)
Lineage: Eukaryota; Metazoa; Chordata; Mammalia; Primates; Cercopithecidae
Product: DNA-directed RNA polymerases I and III subunit RPAC2-like
Exons: 1
Coding region: 1-402 (133 amino acids)
Biological process (GO): DNA-templated transcription
Cellular component (GO): RNA polymerase I complex; RNA polymerase III complex
Molecular function (GO): protein dimerization activity; DNA binding; DNA-directed RNA polymerase activity
Source: RefSeq, a predicted model, not a curated record
AUGGAAGAGGACCAGGAGCUGCAGAGAAAAAUAUCUGGAUUGAAGACCUCAAUGACUGAAGGUGAGAGGAAGACAGCCCUAGAAAUGGUCCAAGCAACUGGAACAGAUAGACACUGUGUGACAUUUGUAUUGCACGAGGAAGACCAUACCCUAGGAAAUUCUCUACAUUACAUGAUCAUGAAGAACCCAGAAGUGGAAUUUUGUGGUUACACUACUACCCAUCCUUCAGAGAGCAAAAUUAAUUUACGCAUUCAGACUAGAGGUACCCUUCCAGGUGUUGAGCCAUUUCAGAGAGGCCUGAAUGAACUCAUGAAUGUCUGCCAACAUGUGCUUGACAAGUUUGAGGCCAGCAUAAAGGACUAUAAGGAUCAAAAAGCAAGCAGAAAUGAAUCCACAUUCUAGUCCCUUAUGCAGUAUACAAGGAGAACUGUCCUCUAGGAUAUUCUCUUCCUGAUG